AUGACAACUCCACCCUGUAGCUUCCUGUGUGCAGUGACUUUGUGUUGUAAAUAUAAAGUUGAGUGUACUGACUGCUAGUCCACCAGGUGGCUCUGUGACAUUGGGGUUGUUGCCAGUUGAGAGUGAGGAAGAGGAUAAACAGUCUCAGGCUGAGUAAUGCAGAGACAUGUUGCAACUAUGAUGAACCUUUUCUUUCAUCAGGAGCGGAAUACAACUCCCUGUCCAACAAAGAGCCUCCUGUGAGUCACCACACUGAUGUUUAGUGAAGUCUCCAGUCUGUCUUCAUUCAUUCAUAGAGGAAUAUCUGGAUUUGGCUGCAGAGCGUCCUGCAAGUUGAACUUUGCUAAUACUUAUUUACCAGAUAACACUGUUUGAUUGGUGUCCAAAGGUUCUCCAACGUGGUCACUGAAGUUGACAAGAUGGCUUCUGCGUGGGAAAGUGUCCUAUCUGUGCACCAGAGGAUAGUGGACAAUGGAGACAAGAGGACGGACCCGUGGCUGCUAGUCUACUCCCCCGUCCCGGUGGCACUCAUCUUCCUGGUGUACCUCUGUGUGAUCUGGGCCGGCCCUCGACUGAUGAAACACAAAGAACCCUUUGACCUCAAAGGCGUCCUCAUUGUUUACAACUUUGCCAUGGUCGGCCUGUCUGCCUACAUGUUCUAUGAGUUCUUGGUCACAUCCUGGCUCUCGAACUACAGCCUCCUCUGUCAGCCUGUAGAUUACAGCACCAGCCCGCUGGCAGUGAGGAUGGCCGGAGUCUGCUGGUGGUUCUUCUUCUCCAAGGUCAUAGAGCUCAGUGACACGAUCUUCUUCAUCCUGAGGAAGAAGAACAGCCAGCUGACUUUCCUUCAUGUUUAUCAUCACGGGACCAUGAUCUUCAACUGGUGGGCAGGAGUCAAGUAUGUGGCCGGCGGACAGUCGUUCUUCAUUGGCCAGGUCAACACCUUUGUACACAUUGUGAUGUAUUCCUACUACGGCCUGGCUGCCAUCGGCCCUCACAUGCAGAAGUACCUGUGGUGGAAGAGAUACCUCACCUCUCUGCAGCUGGUGCAGUUUCUGAUGUUCCUCCUGCACACGGGCUACAACCUGUUCACAGAGUGCGACUUCCCCGACUCCAUGAACGCGGUGGUGUUUGGCUACUGCGUCACUCUCAUCGUCCUCUUCAGUAACUUCUAUUAUCAGAGCUACGUCAACAAGAAGAAGCAGAAAUAAGACGUGGUGAUUGUGAAGCUUUGUGACUCUGGACAGUCAAAAAAGAGCAAACCUCCGAGGAUGGAAAAAAAUCAGAAGCACACCGGCACAAAGAAGGACAAGAAACCACAGACCUCUAAAAAGCUCCAACUGAGUGCUGCUAACAGCAGACAGCUCUCCGUCAGCUGCUUCUUCAACACAGUUAAACAGGAAUCUUGAUGGUAUUGUGUUUGUGAACGUCCUACAUGGUGUCUUCUCAUGCACAUGUGCUUUACUGUCAAAGCAUCAACCCUACAGUAUAUUGCCACAUUAAGGAUUUUUAAUAUAAUAUGUAUAUUGCUGCUAAGAUGUUCCUGUAGGAACUUUAGUGAAUCAUCAGUGUAGUUUGAUUUGUAAUGACCUCAUUCUAGAUAAUGUUUUUAACACUAUAUAAUGACCAAACUAUAUGUUUUACAAGCGGUAUGUAAGAUAAUUGUUUCGUAAAAUAAAAUGUUUAUUACCACAAUAAAAAUGUAUAAUGUUAGUG
Sebastes umbrosus (honeycomb rockfish) is the source of this 1716-nucleotide messenger RNA. RefSeq names its product elongation of very long chain fatty acids protein 4-like. The transcript is spliced from 11 exons. Gene Ontology annotation, cellular component: endoplasmic reticulum membrane. The record is from RefSeq and is a predicted model, not a curated record. Lineage: Eukaryota; Metazoa; Chordata; Actinopteri; Perciformes; Sebastidae. Gene Ontology annotation, biological process: fatty acid elongation, saturated fatty acid; fatty acid elongation, polyunsaturated fatty acid; very long-chain fatty acid biosynthetic process. The coding region runs from base 420 to 1211 and encodes 263 amino acids. Gene Ontology annotation, molecular function: fatty acid elongase activity.